Messenger RNA from Oncorhynchus tshawytscha (Chinook salmon), 2849 nucleotides. RefSeq names its product cyclic AMP-dependent transcription factor ATF-6 beta. The record is from RefSeq and is a predicted model, not a curated record. Gene Ontology annotation, cellular component: nucleus. Gene Ontology annotation, biological process: endoplasmic reticulum unfolded protein response; regulation of transcription by RNA polymerase II. Lineage: Eukaryota; Metazoa; Chordata; Actinopteri; Salmoniformes; Salmonidae. The coding region runs from base 231 to 2315 and encodes 694 amino acids. Gene Ontology annotation, molecular function: RNA polymerase II cis-regulatory region sequence-specific DNA binding; DNA-binding transcription factor activity, RNA polymerase II-specific. The transcript has 17 exons.
CCGGAAAUGUCGUUUCCGUGUCUGGAUGUAAUCAUAUGCGAGAUGGUGCUGUGGACCGAAUGGAUAUUAUGAAAUAAAAUAAAUACAAAAUCUAAUGUUUCGAUGGACCCAAUCGCAAAUUGAGCAUCAUUCACUGUAAAAUCGAUUUUGCGGAUUUAUCUUUUUUGUUUGAUAUAAUUUAUCAGUGAUUACACCCCCCCCCCCCAACAAACGCAUUUGGCUGUGUGGCUAUGACUACGGAUUUACUAUCUGAUUUGGAUAGUCGUUUCUUCGCUGAUAACCUUCUGACAAGCGAAGAUUGGGAUGCCUGUCUGUACCAGUGCGAGAGCAUGGAGGAGGGAGAGGACGGGGAGUACACGAGACGACCGAAAUAUGAAACAUUGUUUGACAACGAUCUCGUGCUGACUCUUGAUCCUGACAAUCCCACGUCGCCAUGGAGACACCUGGAUGACAACCUUCUCACAGGGGACAGUCCCGUAUUGAAAGAUAAAAUGACGAUAACGCAGCCUUUGCCAGUGGACAUGUUGUUCCGGGUGAAGGCGGAGCCUCCCUCCCCUGCCUCCUCGCUGGCCUCAGACUGCUCCCUGACGUCACUCCCAGACUCACAGAUCACAGUGAAAGGGGAGAACCCGCCCACACCUCCUUAUAUGUUUGGAGAUGUGCUGUCGCCACCACUUGGCACAUGUGAAGUCACGGUGGCCUCCGCGCCACAGGCCCAACCACAGUCCCAUUUGCUCCCACAGCCACAGCAACACCAGACAGCAGCCAACAAUGGCAUUGACGCACUUGCCACAGUCCACCCCACUGCGGCCACCAUCAAAGCCAGUACCAUCCUGAGCAGUAAGCCCCCCAUCCAGCCCAGGCCUGUGUGUUUAUCGGCUCUCCCCAUCCCCCAGUCUCCCAGUCCAGUCAAGGCCCUCGUACUGCACAGCCUGCCUAGCAUGGACCAGAGCAGGCCAGUGGUGCUUUCCCAGUCUGUCUGUCUGGGGUCCACUCCAGCCAUCAUCAAAAUGGAGCCUGUCUCUCCCACCAUGCUUCACGGCCAUAGCCCCACAGCCCCAUUCCCCAGCAAACCCGUAGUCCAAGCGUCCUCUCUGCCAGGGAGCAAUGGCAUUGAUAUGAAGGUGAUGAAGAGGCAGCAGAGGAUGAUCAAGAACCGGGAGUCGGCGUGCCAGUCACGCAAGAAGAAGAAGGAGUACCUGCAGAACCUGGAGGGCCAGCUGAGGGAGGCGCAGCAGGAGAACGAGCGCCUCCGCAGGGAGAACCAGGCCCUGAGGGAGAGGCUUGUCGGGAAAGAGGGCAGUGAGUCUGGUAACAAUAAGAGGGCCGUCUGCGUCAUGGCAGUGCUACUGUUCAUGACUUUCAGUUUCGGCCCUGUCAGUAUCACAGACAGGAAGCUGGAGACGGGACUACAGGAAGAUGUGGUGACUCACGCAGGAAGACGUCUCCUGGAGUUUGAGACGGCUCAGGAAAACAGUAGAGUGGAGGAAAGGAUGGAUCCUGAGGAGGAGGAGGAGGGAGGAGAGGAUGGGUGGAAGGGAGAAGAAGUGGAGAGGGAAUCCACCGAUUCAUACCAGUUUAGGAACCUGAGUGACGUGUUCAGUGACGUGAAGGAUUUGGUCCUGCAGGACAUCGACCGCUAUUUCACCUCCAAUGACUGCAGGCAGUUCAACCGUUCCGAGUCCCUCAGGCUGGCGGAUGAGCUGAGAGGAUGGGUUAACAGGCACCAGAUCGACAGGAAGCAGUCUGGAGGGAAGCCAAAGAUGGUGAAAAAAGCUAAAAUAGCGCAGAAAGCACUGCUAAGGAAGACAAACUUCUCCAGAUAUCUUCCCAUACAGACCCAUCGUUCCAUCGAGAGUCAGAUACAAGUGUUCCCUGCCGGUCCCAAGAUCAGCUACAGUGACUUCAUGGACGCCAUUGACCGGCGUGAGGACACCUUCUACGUGGUCUCCUUCAGACGGGAUCACCUGCUGUUGCCUGCCAUCAGCCACAACAAGACCACACGGCCCAAAAUGUCCCUGGUGAUGCCGGCUAUGUCUGUCAACGAGAGUUUAUAUAACAAAUCCCAUGAGAUGAUGAUGCAGGUGGAUUGUGAGGUCAUGGACACCCGGAUCAUCCCCAUCAAAGCCUCCGAUGUUCCCCCGUCCCUCCGCGACCCCCCUUCGGCUCCCCCCGCCCACCAUCACCACAGCAACCACACCUCCCUCCGAGGCCGCCACCAUCCCCACACCGGCGGAGCGGAGUCUCCACGGCAACCCUUACCCGUCAGAAGACGGGAGGCUGAGUAUUACAUCAGCCAGGGGGGCCAGGUUUGAGGUUAUUGAAGGUGAACAAUCGAGAGGGGGAUUGGAGGAGAAAGGAGAGGUAGCGGAAAACGGGACCGAGAGGGUAAUGGGAGAUCGAAUAGGUGAAGUUAGAUGGGGAUGCGGACUUAAUCAGGGAGAGUUGAAAGGUUGUAGGAGGCAAAUCUGUUAUGGAAUUACGGAGGCCAUCUGUACUAAUUGAAACGGAUGUUUAACAAUGACCUUGCGGUGCCCCGAUGUUGAAACGUUGUCUCAGCAACUCAAAGCAAAUGUGUUUAUUAUACUGAAGACUCAAUAUACUAAUAGACCAAUGAGUAAUAGCCACUUUGCAAACCUGCUCUGUUUUUAUAUUGAAGAAGUCAAAUAAUAUUGAAGGGGGAAAAAAUCUGAAAACAAAGCAAACCUAAAAGGCUAUGCCAUCACCCACGUUAUUUAACCUCAUCCCACUUGACACCCUCUUUUAUUUAUAUAUAUUUUUUACAUUCUAGGAUUCAAGUUUACCAAUGGCUCCUAACUAAAUCAUUUCUUAAUAUAUACUUUUUUUUU